UCUCCAUCUCUCUUAUCUUUUUCCACAAGAUUUUCCUCUCUGAAAAAAGGUUUUUUCCUCACAGUUUCUUCGCUGGUAAGAAUAAACAGAAAAGAAAAGAGGCUCAACCAGCGCUCCGACCCGAUUCGUUUCUGGAAUGGACUCUGAAUCUGAUUCGCGAUUUUAAAUGCUGAUUAGGGUUCUUGAAGCUUGAAGGAAUUAUCGCCCUGAAUUAUAUAUAUUUCGAUUCGAGACAAGAAGUUGGGGUUAGGGUUUUCGAUUUUUGGACAUUGUUUUUUCUCAAGGAGGAAAUUGCGGGAUUGGGGGUUUGAUUUUAGGGUUUGUUUUGGUCUUGAUUUUCGAAACGGGGAAGAUAGGUGUGGGUUAGAGGAUAAUGUGUAUACUGUGUGUGAUUCAGAAGUGGUCUCGCCGGGUUGCUACCAUGCUGCCUUGGUUAGUUAUACCUCUCAUAGGUUUAUGGGCUCUUUCUCAGCUUUUGCCACCUGAUUUUCGAUUUGAGAUCACAUCCCCAAGGCUGGCUUGUGUUUUUGUGCUUCUGGUUACUCUGUUUUGGUAUGAGAUUUUGAUGCCCCAGCUAUCUGCUUGGCGGGUUAGAAGGAAUGCGCGUCUCAGGGAGAGGAAGAGAUCUGAGGCUAUAGAAUUGCAGAAGCUUCGUAAGACUGCGACACGAAGGUGUCGGAACUGCCAAACUCCAUAUAGGGAUCAGAACCCCGGUGGUGGUCGGUUUAUGUGCUCUUAUUGUGGCCAUAUAUCAAAAAGACCUGUUUUGGACUUGCCUGUGCCGCCUGGUUUGGGUAUUUCAAAUUCUGGGAUUAUUAAGGAUCUUGUUGGAAAAGGUGGGAAAAUCUUGAAUGGAAAGGGAUGGUCUGACAAUGGGUGGAUGUGUGGGCAGGAUUGGUUGGAGAAUGGCAACUGGGUUACUGGGUCUGUUGCAGGGAAGUCUAGCUAUUGGCGGAAGAAUGGCAGUGGAGUUUUUGGAGAUGAGGAUUGUUUGGCAGAGAAAUCUUAUUCAGGAGUUGUUAUUUUUGUAUGCAAGCUGUUGACGUCCUUCUUCUUAAGCAUUAGCUGGCUUUGGAGAAAGAUUUUUAGGGUUAGUUCAUCAAGGGAUGAUACUUCUUCUGAUGCAGAUAGGGGGAUGUUGACUAAGAGGGGUGAGAAUGGAACAAGCUUUCAUGAGAGCAGAGGAGAAAAAGCACGCAGAAAAGCUGAAGAAAAGAGACAGGCUAGGUUGGAGAAAGAGCUUUGGGAAGAAGAAGAGAGAAAGCAGAGAGAGGAGGUUGCAAGAUUGGUGGAGGAACGAAGGCGACUGAGGGAUGAAAAACUGGAGGCUGAAAAAGAUCGCAGCAUAUUGUCACCACCUUCCAGGGAGAAAGAGAUAAAAAAGGAAGCAGAAAAGAAGCGCCAAGAAAGAAGGAAAGAGAAAGAUAAGGCAUCUAGUAAGAGCAACUCUGAUGCAGAAGAGAUUGAGAAGAGAGCAGGUAAGGAAACUGAACGGAAGCGUGACAUUGAUAAGAAGAGUGAGAUUGAUCGCCGGGAAAAUCAGAAGUCUGGUACAGAUAAUGUUAAGGGCAAUGCUGUUGAAGCAGGAUAUGGAAUGAAAAAUACUCUUGCAAAUAAUUUUACCCGGGGAAAUGCUGGAACUAGAUACUUGGAUCGUAUGAGGGGUACAUUUUUGUCAUCGUCUAAGGCUUUUAGUGGAAGUAGUUUCUUUGGAAAGAGUACUAAUAGUCCUGCUACUGUUACAAAAGAAAACAAACCUAACAAUUCUGUAGAUCAUGUCCAUACUUCUGCACAUAGGAGAGAUUUCUGUCCAGCUGAGCGUGUAGCUGGAAAGUUGAGCAUGAAUGGAGAUGAUAAGAAUGUUAACACCAACCACUCUGUGCUUUCAGAACCCCAACCAAGGGCAGCACCUAAAAAAACUUGGCAACAAUUAUUCACUCGUUCAUCUUCUGUUCCUCCAGCCUCAAAUACAAAUGUUAUUAGCAGACCAAAUUCAAAAGUUCAAGCAGAAGCUCAGAGCCCACCAUUACCUGGUCAUUCAUCAACAAUACAAAUGUAUGAUAAUCCUAUCAAUUUUGGACUGCCAUCACCAUUUACAUCUACCUACUCGAAUGGAGCCCCCAGCAGUAGUUUAGGUUUCUCACCUGCUAUUGAACCUAUUUUUCCUCGUGCUGGUGAAGGGCUUCAUGAACUUAUACCAGAAGAGCCAGAGCUUUUUGAAGACCCCUGUUAUGUUCCUGAUCCAGUAUCCUUGCUUGGGCCUGUUUCAGAGUCGCUUGAUAAUUUUCAGUUGGACUUGGGUUCUGGCUUUGGAAUGGACAAUGGUAUGGAAAGGCCUCAUACUUUGAAGAAUAUAUCCGCUUCUUCUGAAAUUAGCAAGCCCUCACCUAUUGAGUCUCCAUUGUCAAGACUACGAUCUGCUGAUGAAAGGCAUAACAAUUCUAAUCGGUUGCCAACUACCCCAAAGGCCCAAGAUCUUCAUUCUUUUCCUGUGGAUGGUACAAAUGGAAAUGAGAAAGGGACAUGGCAAAUGUGGAACAGUUCUCCCCUUGGUCAGGAUGGUCUAGGUUUGGUGGGUGGUCCAGCAAGCUGGCUUUUCCCCCUGGAACAUAAUAGAUCAAACAAGGAAGACUUUGUGCACCCUCCUACUCAGAAAACAAUGGCAUCAUUGUUCACAAAAGAGGACCCUAUACUUGCUGGCACCCAAUCUCCUCAGAAAGUUUUUCUUGGUAGUGGCCAGAAUGGUGGAACAUUUAGUCCUGUAACUGGUCCAACUGAUCAGGAUCCAUGGUUACAGAAUGCUUUCUUUCCACCAUUGUCUGGUAGCGAUGACCAUUUUCCUAUCAAGCCUCGGGAGGAAUUGAGUGAAAUGACUUAUGGAAGUCCCAGUGGAUCUGCAUGUACCCAUCCAUUUGAGCUGUCGCCUGUGAAUUGUUGGCCCAAGAAGGAGUGGGCUAUGCAGGGUCCAGGAGAAGUUGUUGGAAAGUCUUCAGUUGCAAGGCCCCAUGUUGGGGGUUUAUUUCCCACCCCGGAUGUACAGUCACUUUGGUGAUUUGGUUGAAAUAGGAUAAAGUGACAUACUGGAGGGACUUAAAAAUACAUCUCCUGUUCUCGAGAGGGAAACAUCCUCUUUUUGGGGGAGAUUUAGAAUACUUGAUGAUGCAUUGUAUCUUCCUUGUCUUUCUUUUAACGUUUACUUACAUCAGCUUGGAUAGGGAAUACACGUGGCAUGCAUUCACUCGUGCAUAAGGUAACAGCUAGGCUAGGUGUCAUACGUUGCUUAAUUCUUUGUAGCUUUUAUGAUCUGCUAGCUGGGGGGAAAGGGGUUAGAUUUGUUCAUUGGCAUUGGCAGUGGCAGUGGCAGUGGCAGAUGAAAGCUAUACCUCGUCUUUUAAAAAUCUUCAGUUGAAUGGAUGUCCAACGACAUUGAUAAACACCAUGGGCAUGGGCUGCAUCUGUUCAUAAAUAAGAACUUGCUUUAA
Messenger RNA from Theobroma cacao (cacao), 3482 nucleotides. RefSeq lists its product as uncharacterized. Lineage: Eukaryota; Viridiplantae; Streptophyta; Magnoliopsida; Malvales; Malvaceae. The record is from RefSeq and is a predicted model, not a curated record.